Mesorhabditis spiculigera is the source of this 1452-nucleotide messenger RNA. The record is from the annotation of a GenBank genome assembly. NCBI's taxonomy places the organism in Eukaryota, Metazoa, Nematoda, Chromadorea, Rhabditida, Rhabditidae.
AUGCUACUAAAUUAUCUCAAUCUAAGAAAUGGCUUUAGUCAUGUGAUGACCCAAAUCACGGAAGGUUCGGCAGUAUCGCCGACAAACGGCGCUAAUGAUGAGCCCUCGUCAAAGAGGAAAGUGGCCCACUGCUUCGAUCAGGGAUAUAUCGACCAAGUCCGGACGGCCAAUGUGAUCGUGAUGGUCGGGUUGCCGGCCCGGGGCAAGACCUACAUCUCCAAGAAGCUCUGCCGGUAUCUCAAAUGGAUUGGCAUUAAGACCAGAGUAUUCAAUGUCGGCGAGUAUCGAAGAACUGAGGCUGGGGCUUCUGAUGCUGUACACGGUGCCAACGCCAACUUUUUCUCACCCGACAACGCAGAAGCGCAGAGGAUUCGAGCUGAAUGCGCACGCCGGGCACUGGAAGACAUGGCGGUGUACCUGGGGGCCGGGGGUGGAAACGUGGCCGUUUUCGAUGCAACUAAUACCACUCGAAUGAGGCGUUCGACCGUUGUCGAGUUUUGCGAGGGCAAAGGUUUCCGCUGCUUCUUCAUCGAAAGUCUGUGCGACGAUCAGAAGAUUAUCGACUCUAAUAUUACGGACGUUAAGAUCAAUUCGCCCGAUUACAAGGGUCUGAUGACGGCCGACCAGGCGAAGGAGGACUUCGAGAAGCGCAUCGAGAACUACAAGGCGCAGUACGAGCCAAUGUGCGAGAAUGUCGAUAGUAAUUUGUCGUUUAUUCGAGUGAUCAACGCCGGCAAGUCGUUCUUCGUGCACAACGUCAUGGGCCACGUCCAAUCCCGAGUCGUGUAUUUCCUGAUGAACAUCCACCUGCUCCCGAGAAGCAUUUAUUUGACGAGGCACGGUCAAUCCGAGUACAACGAGAUGAACCGGAUGGGCGGGGACUCGCCGCUCACUGAGGACGGCCGGCGGUACGCGAAGGCUCUGGGAGAAUUCUUUGAUCACGAGCACAUUGGGGAGCUGCGAAUUUGGUGCAGCCAAAAGAUCCGCGCCGCGCAAACGGCUAACCAAAUCGCCUCCCACGCGGCCAACAUCGAGUACUGGAAAGCGCUUGACGAGAUUGACGCCGGGAUUUGUGAGGGGUUGACGUACAUUGACAUUGCGCAAAGAUACCCAAAACAAACGGAAGACCGUACCCGCGACAAAUAUCACUACCGCUACCCCUCCGGCGAGAGCUACGAGGAUGUCGUCUCCAGACUCGAGCCCGUCAUCAUGGAGUUGGAGCGGCAGACUAACGUCAUCGUGGUCGCCCAUCAAGCCAUCCUCCGCUGCAUCCUCGGCUACUUCUACGAUCGUCCGCUGAUGGAAAUACCGUACCUCGACACCCCGCUCCACUCACUCGUCAAGCUGACGCCUCGCGCCUACCAUUGCGACUCGACGGUCUAUCAGUUUGACGUGGAAACCGGAAAGUGGACCGAACAACACCGCCAGCUUGCCCUCUGCGACAGCCCGAUC